This is a messenger RNA of Hansenula ciferrii, 4014 nucleotides long. It is a transcript of the gene GAL11, whose product is annotated as Gal11p. Gene Ontology annotation, biological process: regulation of transcription by RNA polymerase II. The record is from RefSeq and is a predicted model, not a curated record. The transcript has a single exon. Gene Ontology annotation, cellular component: mediator complex. Lineage: Eukaryota; Fungi; Ascomycota; Saccharomycetes; Phaffomycetales; Wickerhamomycetaceae. Gene Ontology annotation, molecular function: transcription coregulator activity. The coding region runs from base 1 to 4014 and encodes 1337 amino acids.
AUGGAUUGGCGUAACGAGCUCACAAACAACGAGCGUUUCAGAUACGUUGGUGUCUUGGUCCAAGCUUUGAAAGAACUAGCUUUAACUGCUAAUAAUAAUAAUCCAAAUGCUUUUGAUUUAAAUAAAUUGAAAACAAGUGCUGAAGAAUUUGAAAAAUAUUGUUAUACAAAUGCAAGUAAUAGAAUUAGUUAUGUUCAUUUCUUCAAGCAAAAAAUUCUAAGUAUUAAAAAUUCAAUUCAACAACAAAAUUUACAAAAACAAAAUCAACAAAAUCCACAAAAUCAAAUACCCAUUCAACAAGGUCAACAACAAGGUGGUCAGCAACCACAACAACAAGGUCAAGGUGGCCAAGGUCAAGGUCAAGGUCAACAAGUCACUCCUCAAUUGACAGCCGCUAGCAUCAACACAAACAAUAAUUCUCAAAAUCAAGUGUUUUUAGCUCAACAAGCUCAAGCAAGAUUAGCUGCUCAACAAUUAAGAAAUCAACAACCUCAACAAUCAACACCUCAAACUCAAAAUAAUGAAUUGAAUACUAAUAUGAAUUUCCAAAUUCAACAACAACAACAACAACCUCAAGGUCAACAACAACAACCUCAAAGACCAAAUCAACAGGGCGCUAGUCAACAAGGUCAAAAUAAAGGUCAAAGUCAAGGUCCAUCUGUUAAUAUGAAGUCUAUACCAAUCCCAUUAGCUUUAUUACAAAGAAUUCCAAAUUUACCACCAGGUGUUAAUACAUGGCAACAAAUUUUUGAAUUGGUUGCUUCAAGACAAUUAGAAUCUGAAUAUAUUGGUAUUAUAAGACAAGUUUAUACAAUUCAUACUCAAUUGAUUCAAAAACAACAUCAACAGUUUCAAAAAUCUUUGAAUAGUCAUGAUAGUAAAAUGGGUUUAAAUGCUCAAUUAUCAAGACAACAACAAGAAUUGAGAAAUAGACAAUUACAACAACAACAGCAGCAACAACAACAGCAGCAACAACAGCAGCAGCAACAACAAUCUCAACCUCAACAACCUCAACAACAAGUACCACCACCACCACCUCAACAACAAGUACCACCUUCACAACCUCAAGCACCACAACAAACACCUGGUUUUGUAAAUCCAAAUGCUUCACAAAUUCCUCAAUUAACUCCAGAAUUAUUACAAAGAUUAACUGAAAAUGCUUUAAGACUGUUGACUAAAUUACAACAAGAAAAACAAAUUCCUGAUAAUUUAACAAAUGAACAAAGAAAUAUGUUUAUCAAAAGAUAUAUUUCUCGUCAACAACAACUGAGAAUGGAAGCAUUUACUAAGCAACAACAACAAAAAGGUGCUGAUACAAAUGAUGGUGUUCCAACAAUUAUUAAUCCUCAAGCUCAAUCUCAACAACAGCAGCAGCAGCAGCAAGUUGUUAAUCCAACUGGAUCAACUCAACAACAAGCACCUAUAAAUCAAGCUCAAGUUCAAGCAAGAUUACAACAAAAUGCUCAAAAUUUAUCAAAUGAUCAACAACAACAACCACCACAACAAAGAUGGAAUAAUCCAAAUCAACCUAAUUCUACAACUCCUGCUAAUACCAAUAAUAAUAUGAGAUUGAAUAAUUUACCAACUGGAUUAACUCCAGAACAACAACAACAAUUAAAUGCUAAAAGACAACAACAAGCUUUACUUCAUCAAAAAUUACAAGCUCAACAACAGCAAAAGGUUCAACAGCAGCAACAACAAUCUCAGCAACAGCAGCAGCAGCAGCAACAACAACAACAACAACAACAACAACAACAACAACAACAACAACAACAACAACAACAACAACAACAACAACAACAACAACAACAACAACAACAACAACAACAACAACAAGUUCCAAGACCUGGUGGUGGGGUUCAAAGUGGUCCUGGUGGUCCUCAAGGUGGUGUUCAAGGUCCUGGGGUUCAAGGUGGUCCUCAAAAUCCAUUAUUAAAAAAUAAUAUUCUGAUUCCAACUGAACAAGAUCGAAUUGAAUUAAGAAUGAUUUUAAAUGAAGUUGCAAAAGUUCCAAUUAGAUUAACAAAUUUAACAAAUCAAUUAACAAAUGAACAAAAAUCAAUUGUUAGUUCUAAAAUUCAUAAUUUAUUAUUACCAUUAUUUAAUCUUAUUGAACAAUUAGUUCCAACUUUUUAUACUUUAACUAAAAAUGUUGAUGGUACUAAAAAAUUACUACAUAUGAGAUUUAUGGUUAAAGAAGUUUUAGAUGGUUUAAGAAGAGAUGAAUAUUUUGCUUCACCUGAAUUAUUAGAAAAAGUUAAAGCUCAAUCACAAAAAUAUGUUUCAUUUGUUAAAGAACAAAUUAGUCGUAAAAAUAUUGCAACUGGUGGAGCAACUGGUACUACUACAGGUAAUGAAGGUGGUGCUACAAAUUCACAAAUUAGUGGGAAUAAUACAACUUCAAGUAAUUUCAAUAAUAAUAAUGCUGCUUUUAAUAAUAAUCAAGUUGGUAAUAUUAAUCCACAAAUUACACCACAACAAUUAUUACAACAAAGAAAACAACAGCAACAACAACCUGCUCCAUUAAAUCCACAAAUUACUCCUCAACAAUUGUUACAACAGCAACAACAGCAGCAACAACAAGCUCAACAACAACAAUUGAAUCAAUUUCAACAACCUCAACCUCAACCAUCUCAAUUCAUUAAUAAUUUAAAUAAUGGUUCAAAUGAUUUUAAUCCAAUGGAAUUAACAAAUUUACCAAAUAAUAAUAAUGGUAAUUUCCAAAAUUUAGAUAUGAAUCGUAUCAAUACACCAGAUUUAACUCAAAUGAAUGUUACACCAAAAGUUGCACAAUUAAAUGUUAAUCAAAAUGUUCAAAAUCCUUCAAAAUUUGUUGCUCCAUCACCUGCUUUACCAACAGGAAAUUUUGUUAAUACACCAAAUUUUUCAAAUUCUCCACAGUUAAUUAAUUCACAAAUUUAUCCACAACAACAACAACAACAAGUUGGUCAACCUCAACCAUUUGUUCCACAAUCUUCUGUUCCACCUGCUCCAAUUUCUGCAAAUCCACCUCAACAAUCAAUGUUGAAUGUUUCAAAUUCAAAUGCUCCAACUCCACAAGCUACAGGAACUUCAACUGGGGCUACAAAGAAACAACCAGCAAAGAGAAAAUCUGUUAAAGGUAGAAAACAAUCUGCUGCUUCAACUCCAUCAAAUGCACCAAAGAAUGCACCAACUCCAGGUGGAUCAAGUUUUAAAUCUAAUGAUGUUCAAACUCCAAGUGGUAAUGUUAAUAGUCCAUUGGGUACUAUAGCACCAUCAGAAAUUCAAAAACAAUUGAUUAAAAAAGAACAAGAAAUUGUUACAAAGGAAGAACAAUCUAAAAAACAAUUUGAAGAUGGACAAUCUAAAAGAUUAGAAUUAUAUCAUUCAAAACCUUUAGAUUUUUUUAAAGCUUCAUUAGCUAAUUUAUUGGAAUUAAAAGAUGAAGAAUCAAAAAUUUUAUCAGAUUCUAAGAAAAAAACUAGUGGUGAUUUGAAAAAUUCUCCUGGUCAAAAAGGUUUAACACCUUCUGCAAUUUUACAAACUCCAUUAACUUUUUCAAAUUCUGCUAAAACUCCAAAUUCAACUUCAAAACCAAUUUCAAAUCCAAAUCAAGGAGGUCAAAUUCAAGGAAAUUCAACUUAUCUUUCACCAAAUCUUUCACCUUCAUCAAGUUUAAAAAAUUCAAAUAAUAUAUCAGAUGGAUCAAAUUGGAAUAUAAAAGUUUCUAAAGAAGCUAUCAAGUCAACUUUUGCCAAUGUUGAAGAAAUUAAAAAAUUAAUGUUUGAUGAUGAAGAUUCAAAAGAUAUCAUACCAACUCCACCACCUGAAGAUAAAGAAAAAGAAGAAGCAAAGAAAAGACCUAAUGAAGAAUUACAAGAUGAUAGAAAAUUUAAAAAAAUUAAAAUUAAUGAUGAUAAUAAAUUUUUCGAUGAAAAUGAUGUGGAAUUAAAUAAUGAUUUAAUGUGGGAUUUUGAUUAUGUUUCAAGUCAUUUAGAUAAUUCUGAUGAAAUUCAAUCUGAAUUUUUUUGA